Molecule: messenger RNA, 174 nt
Organism: Eufriesea mexicana
Lineage: Eukaryota; Metazoa; Arthropoda; Insecta; Hymenoptera; Apidae
Exons: 2
Source: RefSeq, a predicted model, not a curated record
CGUCAUUUAAUGGCAUUCGUUUAUGUUUCGACUGCUUAUUCUCAUCAUUACAAUCAAACAAUCGAGGAGAAAGUUACCGAGGAAGUGGUUCAAAGCAUCGUAGACAAGUGGAUCAACAUUUACAGCUUUAGUAAAGCCACCACUGAAGAAUUGGUUCGCGAUUUUGCUAGAAAA